Truncatella angustata is the source of this 1367-nucleotide messenger RNA. RefSeq lists its product as uncharacterized. Gene Ontology annotation, molecular function: FMN adenylyltransferase activity. The transcript has 3 exons. Gene Ontology annotation, biological process: FAD biosynthetic process. The record is from RefSeq and is a predicted model, not a curated record. Bases 121 to 1131 code for a protein of 336 amino acids. NCBI's taxonomy places the organism in Eukaryota, Fungi, Ascomycota, Sordariomycetes, Amphisphaeriales, Sporocadaceae.
AGUAGACCUGGCUUGGACUUGGGAAGACCCCUCUAUUGUAUGACCUGCAUACAUACUUACUUCCAUGUAUCCAUUGUUUCUAGAAUAGAAUAGACCGUCUACUGCAGGUUAAUAGCUUACAUGCGCGCGGACCUGUACAAUAGCAACUCCUCCCGUUGGCCCGUCUUACCUGACAUCCUGUUUUCCGUUGACCUCGAGACUUGUGAGCCGAUCCUGAAACCAGAGCCACCCCUCCUGUUUGCGACUGCGGAGACGACCGUCGCGACAGUUCAAGUGCCCGUGACAACCCCCGCCAUGUCGACGACCAACGGCGCCGGCCAAGGCGACGACUGGAAGCCGCGCGAUAUGGAGGGCGAGAUGCGCCAGCUGUGCGCCGGGCUCAAGAGCAAGGUCGACGCAUUUCUCGACAAGGAGACGGGCGACGAGCUACUCCAAGGCGUGCAGAGGCAGGUCAGGGCGGCCAAGGGAGUCAUCGACGAUGCCCUCAAGCGGUACCGACCCGACGAACUAGCCCUCUCCUACAACGGCGGCAAGGACUGCCUGGUCCUGCUGAUCCUAAUCCUCGCCUCGCUCCCGGCGCACUUCCCACCACCGCCCACGAGCCCGCCCCCGCCGCUGUCGAGCUGCGACACCCCCUCCUUCCCCGUCCUGCUGCAGGCCAUCUACAUCCGGCCCGAGAAGCCCUUCGCCGAGGUCGACACCUUCGUGGAGGAGACGUCGCAGCAGUACCACCUGGACCUGGCCACGAGCGACCGGCCCAUGAAGCAGGCCCUGGGGGAGUACCUGCAGGAGAUGUUCGCCGUCAAGGCCGUCUUCGUCGGCACGAGGAGGACCGACCCCCACGGCAGGGACCUGCGGCACUUCCAGGAGACGGAUGGCGACUGGCCGAGGUUCAUGAGGGUGCAUCCCGUCAUCGACUGGCAUUAUAGGGAGGUCUGGGGGUUCAUACGCGCUCUCGACAUCCCAUACUGCCCGCUUUACGACAAGGGAUAUACGUCUCUGGGCGGCACCGACGACACGCACCCCAACCCGGUGUUGAAGGCGGACGAGAGUGGGAAGAGCGCCACCGACUUCAGGCCCGCUUACGAACUAAUGGAUGACCACGAGGAGCGGCUGGGCAGAGACUGGUGAUCGGUGCUGGGGCCGACACGGGAGAGAGUUUGACAGUAACGAGGCAGGUCACAAGAACAACAACCCACCUUUUAUUUCAAAACAUCAGACCGGGGCCACAAUAGUUCAUGGGCGGUAGAAUUGAUUGCUAAUAGACACACUCAUCGACAUAAAGCAACCUCAAAUAGUUGCCAGAGGCACCUGAUAGCAUACCCGGAAGAUAUGACAUGAACAAGAAGAAGAAACAUUUGAUCAAU